UUAGUUGAUAUUUUUGGGCUACGUUUGUUUUUGUGUGUGGAGUGUGGAUAUGCACGCGUGCACAUUUUUUAAUUUUGAGAGUUAAGUAUAUUUCUCAUUUAUGCAGUGUCCAAUUUCCUCCGAUGUCCAAAUAAGGACCAAGAGUUAAGAUAAGUUUACGAGUUAUACGAUUAUAGAGUUUCCCGCAUUUCCGAUAUCCGAUUUCCCGCUUUCCGUAACAACUUGAAGUGCUACGGACCGUAGCCUACGGUCUCUACUGCAAAUCGCUGAGUCCCGAAAACAGUAUUUUAAGAUGUAAAAGCAAAUAAAAAAUGUAGCCAUUUUAAUUUAACCCAUGGUAAGUAAUAAGGUACAUAAAUUGCGUUUCUUCAAUGAAACAAAAUGUAAAAACGUUCAAAAUGCCGUCUCAAACGACAUUAGACAAGUACUACAAAGUAAUAUACAAUAAAAAGGUUUCGCAAAAAGAAAUCUUAGUUGAAAAAGAAGGUGGAAACGGAAAAGGAAGUUAUCACCGUAACCCCUUUGCUUUGCGAAAAUCAAGAAUGCGUCCAACAAAAAUGCUAAAUUUUGUUGAAAGUGAGGUCCAAAUCAUUAAAGUAUGUCGGCCUUCCGCAAUAACUGAAAAUGAGAGUACCAACAAUCAAAAAAGAACAAAUUCCUCGGAAUUGGGAAGUUUGCACAAAAAGGCUAAAACUACUUUGUCAUCAACUGAUUUGACAUCAACCUCUGAUCAAAGCACUCUGUUAGACGUAAACAAUCUGACAUCAAGUCAAGUUCGUGCAACAACUAGAGAAAGUCCAAUUUCGAGCCAAAGUACUAUGUCACCCAACAAAAGCCCUCAGUCACAGAACACCAGUCUUCAGACUCCUAGCAAAAGCAUGUCAACUAAUGACAAAAGUUUUUCAUCGCCAAAUAAAUGUAUGCAGUCAUUGACCGAAAGUCCAGAAACACCUAGAAAGAAUGGAUAUCAAACCCCAUUAAAAGUGACAAGUCCAAACAAACUUAAUUCUACUGGAAAGAAAUCAAAUUUCCUACCCAAAGAAAUGACACCUCAAAAAAAGAUAUCUCCGUCAAAAACAAUAUCUCCAAGGAAAUUAUUUUUUGCAGAUAGAGUUAUUAUAGAUACUGUGCAGCAAGCUGUUGAAAAUCUGAAUCUUGUCAGGCAGGGUAGUAUUACUUUGAACGAAUUCGAUUUGGAAUCAAUAUAUGAGGAAAAAAACUUUAGUUUCGUGUACAGUGAUAAUAUAGAUCCAACAUCUCAAAAGUUUGAGCUAAAAGAUAUUAUUUUUCCUCGUGAAAAGCACGCAGAUCAUUUGUUGAUGAUAGUGAUGGAUGUAUUUUCUGAACCUAUGAAUUGCGGUUAUUUUUUAAAAGAUGAACUUAAUAAAAUAUUUCAACUAUUUACAUUGUCCCUGGAAGCACAAACGUUGUUUGUAAGACUGUUGAAAAGAAAAAUAGGAUGGCAUAGGACGAGCAACAUUAAGUACCUGGAAAUUGCUAGCGAUUUGACUCCAUUUUUCAAGGAGUUGAUAGAAAAGGGAUUUUGCACAUCAGAUUUAAAUUCAAUGGAUGUAUCGAUUCUACUGAAUAUGCUACAAGCAGAUGAAGUCAAACAUAUGUGUCAGAAAUUGAAAAUUGAUCAUCGUGGUAACAAAGCAGUACUGAUUAAUAGACUUGAAAAAUAUGGUAAUUCUGCCAAAUCUUUUUUCCUUGGAGCAAAAACGCCCAAGUCCAUACUAAGGUCUGAAGUCUUGUCAGUUCUGCAACUGUGUGUAACGUUGCCCCAAGAAAUUUUCAACUUGUUUGAUAGAGUUAUGACUCUUUUACAUCCUAUGCAAGAUCCUACAGAAAGUAUUGCAGAUUUAUUUCUGAUGUUGACCACUGUUCAUAAAGGAGAAAUACUAUACCCAUACGUCCCAAAAAAAGAUCCUUAUCCUGUAUUUCAAAACAGGUCGCAUUUAAUAGGAUAUGUUGAAAGCAAAAAUGCAUACAGACAAGUGCUCACUGCUAUUGAAAACAAAGAAUGGGACAUAGUUAAAAAAUUGGGUCGCAUAGCUCUUAAAAAUUUGAAAGAAGGACAAGAAAAUUAUGUAAAAAAUUCUCUCCCUCUGCAUGUGCGAAAAUUCGUACCUGAAUACGAGUGGACGAAAGUUUUGUCCAGAAGCAUUGAUGCUUUCAAAAAAAAUCCAGAGACCAUUCCCGAGGCUGUGAACGCUUUGCAAGCUUUAAUAGAUGAUAAACACUUUUGUCAAAGUAGUCGUGGAAAGUGGUAUAGUGAAUUAGCAUUAAUAGAGAUGCACCAUAAAAAAGAUUUGGAAACCAGUGCUGCUUUAACUCUGCACGCUUUACAACAAGACACUUUGACAGAAGUUGAUGCUUCGGGAUUAAUAAGUAGACUGGUAAAACUAAUGAGACGAAAAACUGGAAUAUCUGCAGAAACCAAAGUUAAAAUUCAAAUGACUUUAGAUGAAGUGACAAAAAAAGGCUUAACUCCCCUACCCGUGAACACUAAGACUGUCACUGCAAUCAUGGCAAACAGGGCUGAAUCAACUGGUCAAACUACAUGGUCAAUCAAAAUAAAUGGACAUGACAAGUAUUAUGGCAGGGUAGAGGUAGUAGCCCUUCAACAUUACACUAGUGAAGAAGAUUUUCACGAAGGACUUCAUUGCGAAGGUUCUCUGCCAAUUACAUUGUUUACAAUAUUCUUUUGGGAAGAAUUAUUCAAUGUUUCUGUGCCCGGAGUUUUUGUAUCUUCCUAUCAAGAAGCACCCUUAGAUCUUUUUACUGCUGAAUUUUUCAAUAACAGAAAGGAAAAAAUAGAAGAAAAAAUUCAGUUUAUUAAAGCAUUAGAUUUAGAAACUUUUGCUGAUUGGAUGUACACAAAAUAUUCCAACAACAUACAGUACCGAACCAUAAUGCCAAAUACAUUAUUCAAGUCGGACCAACAGUUUAAGGAAGUUGUUACGUGCCUUGGUAUAAAUGCCGUAGUAGGUAUUUGUCAAAAACUAGUAUCCAACUACAGACUGUGGAGGUCUGGAUUUCCAGAUCUUAUUGUAUGGAACAAGCUUAUACCAAAGUGUAAGAUUAUUGAAGUUAAAGGACCUGGGGAUUCGCUAUCUGAGAAGCAAAAAUUGUGGCUUCAGUAUUUGGAACAGCUGGGAGUAGAGGUUCAAGUGUGUCUUGUGGAAGCUUUAGGAAGGAGCUCAAAGUAGCGUGUACCUUUGAGUUAUAGUUUAUACGUUUCUAUAAUAUAUAUUGUAAGUCAAUUAUUAACAUGUG
Copidosoma floridanum is the source of this 3279-nucleotide messenger RNA. Its product is annotated as fanconi-associated nuclease 1. Gene Ontology annotation, molecular function: flap-structured DNA binding; 5'-flap endonuclease activity; 5'-3' exonuclease activity. Gene Ontology annotation, cellular component: nucleus. The record is from RefSeq and is a predicted model, not a curated record. Gene Ontology annotation, biological process: interstrand cross-link repair. Lineage: Eukaryota; Metazoa; Arthropoda; Insecta; Hymenoptera; Encyrtidae.